Necator americanus (New World hookworm) is the source of this 231-nucleotide messenger RNA. RefSeq lists its product as uncharacterized. The record is from RefSeq and is a predicted model, not a curated record. Bases 1 to 231 code for a protein of 76 amino acids. Lineage: Eukaryota; Metazoa; Nematoda; Chromadorea; Rhabditida; Ancylostomatidae. The transcript has a single exon.
AUGGUGAAGGCCCAGCGCGACUCACUUGUCGCUCCCGACCUCCCUACAAACCGUGUAGGAAAGUAUGGAUAUGUGCGAAAACAAAAGGACGAAAGAAAGGAAGAAAAGGAUUUGAGGAACGGAAAAGUACAGUAUGGAUUGACGACGAGUGGAAAAUGGGAGCAGAAGCUGACAAAAAUUCACGUAGCUAAAAAUAAAGGAGAAAGGAGUUCUGCUAUGGAUAACGUGUGA